GCUUAUUCGGGUCACCAUCAUCAGAGAUGCAGACGUAAAUUAUGUACAAGCGAGACUAGGCAACAACCUUUUCAAGGACCACGUUCGUUACCCUUCAAAACAGAAGUCAGACCUUUUUUUUCACCCCCCACCAUCGCCUACUUACUGGUUCUGCAAGCAUGCGUUCCUCCGCCGCUAUCCUUUUGGCCUCUAUCGCAUCGGCUUUUGCCUACGAGGUCACCUCUCCAGGUGAAGGCGAGAAUUGGACAACUGCUGGACCCAACACCUUGACGUGGCAGCGCGUUGACACCGACCCAUUGAACUUCACGGCUGUGUUGACCAACGAGGACUUGCAGGUCGCCAUGCCACAGGGUCCUCAGGUCCUCAACGCACUCGUUGACGGAACCUUGGGCUCAAUCGUCUGCAACGCUCCCAGUGGAGGUUGGCCUACGGGCUCUGGCUACCGUGUCAACUUUGCUGCAAAUGCUGAAAAUCUUGACACCUUGCUUGCUCAGUCCAACCAAUUCAACAUCAACUCGUCUUCUUCUUCUUCGACGACAACUUCUACCACAACAACUGGCACUGGCACUACCUCUUCUUCCUCUGGGGCUACCGCAACAACUCCGACUACUGCUGCAGGGUCUUCCACCACCUCGGAUACUAGCACAACCCCUUCUAGUACUAGCGCAGCCAUGCUUGGAAUGAAAGUGGAGACAGGUUUCCUGACCGCCGUUGCAGCCUUCGCUGCCUUUAUUGCCACUCAUUUCUGAACAUUUGCGUAAAAAUGGAUUAUACUCGGAUACUCGGAUAUUUUCUCUUCGCGUAGUGAUUUUUUUGGGUUUGCAUCAUGAUAAUGGCUGCUGUGAUAUGGACAUUUUCCUGAUACCCUUUUACCUCGUUGCACCGAUUCAUUCUUCAUUAUUGUAUCGUACAUUGUUCUCGCCUUGCUCUCGAGAUCUGUCGAUAGUCAUAAUCAGCGGUAGCUUUUCACCACCCAUUGGGUGGGGUUGGUAGUCUCCCAUUUCCGAGUCAGACGUCGUUCCUCCUUUUCCC
Suillus subalutaceus is the source of this 1032-nucleotide messenger RNA. RefSeq lists its product as uncharacterized. The coding region runs from base 159 to 749 and encodes 196 amino acids. The transcript is spliced from 3 exons. The record is from RefSeq and is a predicted model, not a curated record. NCBI's taxonomy places the organism in Eukaryota, Fungi, Basidiomycota, Agaricomycetes, Boletales, Suillaceae.